This is a messenger RNA of Puntigrus tetrazona (Sumatra barb), 4947 nucleotides long. RefSeq names its product cyclic nucleotide gated channel subunit beta 1a (gene cngb1a). Gene Ontology annotation, biological process: monoatomic cation transmembrane transport; retina homeostasis. The coding region runs from base 113 to 3868 and encodes 1251 amino acids. The record is from RefSeq and is a predicted model, not a curated record. Gene Ontology annotation, molecular function: cGMP binding; protein-containing complex binding; intracellularly cAMP-activated cation channel activity. NCBI's taxonomy places the organism in Eukaryota, Metazoa, Chordata, Actinopteri, Cypriniformes, Cyprinidae. Gene Ontology annotation, cellular component: intracellular cyclic nucleotide activated cation channel complex; plasma membrane; photoreceptor outer segment. The transcript is spliced from 35 exons.
UCAAAUAGCUUACUUCUACACAGUGGAGUUGCCGCUUUAGUUAGAAUUAAGUACGUGUUUUGAUCUUUAUGUGACACUGACUCUUGCUGUGUUGCUCUGUGUUUCUGACAGCAUGUUUAGCUGGGUGAUAAAGGUUGUUCCCCAGCCUCCAGCAUCUCCUGGGAAGCUGGCAGAGGAGGACCAGACCAAUGCUCCCACCGCAGCUCCAGAUGCGACGAAAAAACAAGAUGCAAAACAAGAACCUUCCAAGUCAACGGAGGAGGUCUCGGAGGAAAACAGCUCUCAGAGUGGAGUUUUGAGCUGGCUCUCUCAUGGGUUCAGCAGCGCUCUCCCUCAGCCAGUAAACUCCUCAAAACUGGGCAACAAUGAAGUUAAGCAUGAGGGAAAUGCGGUGAGCGGCAGUAAUUCAUCGGACCAAGCUGGAAUGAUAGGCUGGAUUGUGCAGGGACUGGGAAAAGUGGUUCCACAGCCAGACGAGAAAUACAAAGGUCACACAGAGCCGGAGGAGGUCACUGAGGUGCAAGAGGUCAGAGAAGUUCGCGAUGCCGAGCCGCUGCCUCACAUCGCCGUGGUGGAGGUUGUGUCUGACGAGGAGCCAGAAGCUGCGAACGUGCCCUUCUCUCCCAGGGUAAUAGAAUGGUUUAAGCAUGGUUUUGAGAAAGUAGUCCCCCAGUCUCCUGUCCACCUUCGUCCUCCCGCUGGCACGGAUGCACCUGCUCAGAAGGCCGCUUCUGCACCGGUGACUCCCUGCAAGCAAGAGCCAGCACCUGCACCUGCACCCACACCUGCUCCUGCUCCUCCACCUGCUCCUGCACCUGCUCCUGCCCCUGCACCUCCACCUGCCCCUGCAGCCCUUCCUCCACCUGCACCUGCAGCUCCUGAGCAGCUUAAAGUAGCCGAGGAAUCCAAAGGCACCAAUAUGGUUGGCUGGAUAGUGCAGGGGCUCGGACGCAUCAUACCGCAACCAGUGCAGAAACCAAAAGAGGACAGCUCUGACAUCGUUCAAAACGUCUGCAUCCUGCAGGACCCGUGCGAUAUGGUGCUGGAGGAGGUGGACUCGGACUGGGAGGCCCAGCAGAGGGAGCAGGGCCCGGGGCAGGAGGGCUCUUCCCUGCUGCAGGCGCUGCCCAGCAUCCUGCCUCACGUGCUGGCCAUGCAGGAGCAGGAGGACGCAGAGACCCAGACCGAGCGCUGGACGCCGCUUAUCGAGAGCAUCAAGAAGGAAGCCGAGGAGACCGCCAUAGCCAACAUAGAGGAGAGACUGCAGCUGGAGCGCGUGGAAGCGGCUCGCAUGGCGGAGGAUCUGGCCCGGCAGGCCGCCGAACUGGCCGUCAGACAGCUGGAGGAAGAGCACACCACGCAGAUCGUCAUCGACACCAAACCCGAAGAGCCGGACGACGAGGAGCAGAGCCUGGUGGACGUGUGCCCGGCGGAGCCCUCGCCGCAGGAGUCUGAGGUCUCAGAUCAGGCUCCCCAAAGUCCUCCGCCGCAGCCUGUGACCGCUCAGCCUCAACGGGCAUCUUUACCUCCUGAAGCUGACCAGGAAGAGGAACCUGCUGAAGAAGGAUGCGGAGAAAACGCCCAUGUGAAGCCAGCACUGAAGGUGGAGGAGGUGGAGGACGGAGAGAUGAGCGUUCCUCAAAUCAUUGUGCCCUCAGAGUUAGACUCAAUGACCCUCACUGUUCCUGCAACCAAUCUGACAUCCCGCAGUAAAGCUGUGGAUUCAGAAAGAACGCAGGAGGAGAUGGCUCCUGGAGAGGAAGAUGACUUGAACAUGUCUGAUCUGCUUAAUGUGAAUGAAGGUCUUGAGCGCCCAGCGUCUGCAGCCAGCCAGACAAGCAUUGUCGUGAAUGAGCGUCUGCAGGAGCUGGUCAAGCUGUUUAAGCAGCGAACGGACCAUGCGAGAGACAGACUGGUCGAUCCAGAUGAGUCUGAUGAUGAAAGCCCUUCAGCAUCUCCGGCCAAAAAGCCUGGUGAAGCCCCACCUCCACCACCUCCUCCAGAGGAAAAGAAAGAUGAUGAGGAGAAGGCUGAAGAGGAGGUUCAAAUCUACGAGUUUAUGGGAUACAAGUUCCCGGUUCCUCAGUUCAAAAUGCCCCAGAUUCCUGCGUGGCUGAGAGCCAUCCUGAACUACCGUUUCCCAUCCAGCAUUGAUCCCUACACAGACUUGAUCUACGUGGUGUGGCUGUUCUUUGUGACGUUCGCGUGGAACUGGAAUGUUUGGCUGAUCCCGGUGCGCUGCACUUUCCCGUACCAGACGCCUGACAACAUUCACUGGUGGCUGCUGAUGGAUUACUUAUGUGACGGCAUUUAUCUUCUCGACAUCUUCGUUAUGCAGCCCAGACUGCAGUUCGUGAGAGGAGGGGACAUCGUGUGUGACAAAGACGAUAUGAGAGACAACUACAGGCAAACAGAACGAUUCAAGAUGGAUGUGAUCAGUCUCUUUCCGCUGGAUUUGCUGUACUUCUUCACAGGCGUCAAAUCCCUCUUGAGGUUCCCUCGCCUUCUAAAGUACAAUGCAUUCUUCGAGUUUAAUGAUCGUCUGGAAGCUGUGAUGAGCAAGGCCUACAUUUACAGGGUGAUCCGGACGAGUGCGUACCUGCUGUAUUCUCUGCACUGUAAUGCCUGUAUCUUCUAUUGGGGUUCUGACUAUGAAGGACUGGGAUCUACCAAAUGGGUCUAUAAUGGCAAAGGAAACAGUUAUAUUCGCUGCUACUACUUCGCUGUGAAGACUCUGAUCACCAUCGGAGGUUUGCCUGAUCCCACCACUGUCUUUGAAAUCGUCUUUCAACUCGUCAACUACUUCGUGGGAGUCUUUGCUUUCUCCAUCAUGAUUGGUCAGAUGAGAGAUGUAUUUGGAGCUGCUACUGCAGGUGAGGCCUAUUACAGACACUGUGUGGACAGCACCGUCAAAUACAUGAGCUCCUACAGGAUCCCCCGCGAGGUCCAGAACCGCGUCAAGGUCUGGUACGACUACACCUGGAAGUCGCAAGGCAUGCUGGAUGAACAGGAGUUACUCAUACAGCUGCCAGAUAAGAUGCGUCUGGACAUCGCUGCAGAUGUCAACUACAGCAUUGUCAGUAAAGUGGCGCUCUUUCAGGGCUGUGACAGACAGAUGAUAUUUGACAUGCUAAAGAGGCUGAAAUCUGUGGUCUACCUUCCUGGAGACUUUGUUUGCAAAAAAGGUGAGAUCGGCAGAGAGAUGUACAUCAUCAAAGCUGGAGAGGUGCAGGUGGUUGGAGGGCCUGAUGGGACGACGGUGUUUGUGACUCUGAGAGCUGGCUCUGUGUUUGGGGAAAUCAGUUUGCUGGCGGUUGGUGGCGGGAACCGGCGAACGGCGAACGUGAAGGCCCACGGUUUUGCUAAUCUCUUCAUCCUGGAUAAGAAGGACCUGGCAGAGAUCUUAGUGCACUACCCCGAAUCCCAGAAGCUGCUGCGCAAGAAGGCCAAGAAAAUGUUGACCAAAGAUAAGAAGCCGGCAGAUGAGAAGGGCCAGGCUAAAGAUACGGGUGAGGUCAUCCCGCAGAGGCCAGAGACGCCCAAAUUAUACAAGGCUGCGCUGGAGGUUGGCACAGGAGAGACUUUUGCCAGGCUGAAGGAGUCGUAUAAGGGAGCAACUCUAGAGCCGUCCACUCCCGUCUCCGGAAGGACCUCCACAGCUCCAGUGCCCCCUCCGUCCCCAAUGCACCGCCGUUCGCCCAUUCCCCGGCCUCGUGUCCCGGACGAAGAUGACAUGGUAUCGGAGACCACCGACAGCACCAUGAUCAUCCGCAUGACUCCCCGUGUUGAGGGAGAGGAGAUCCUCUCCGUGGAAGUCAGUCCCGGAGAGGGAGCGGAGCCAGAAGAGCAGAGCAAAACUGAAGACUAGAGAGAGAAAGGAUGAGGGCACGGACAAAGACCAGAGUAGGGAUAGGGUAGAUAGCCUGAAGAACGGCACGAUGCAUACAACCCUCGUCAUGCUUUCUGUAGUAGCAUGCUGGUGAAAGUCCUACACAUGCUUUUCAACCAGGUCAAGUCAAGACUCUUUGGAGAAUUUAUAGGCAUCUUUUCAGAAAAGAAACAUACUAUAAGUUCCUGAGAGAACUCUUAAGCUUCCAUUGGUUCUUCUAGUAAGUUCAUCGUAAUCAGAGUUUUUAAGGCAUUUGACGCAAGAUGAUGCACAAUAUCUGAAGGACCUACAUUUGACUAGAAGUUCUCAAAAUAUUACAUUUUUACAGUGGCGCUUUACAGUGUCUAAGGGUGUGUUUACACUUAUAGUAAGGUUUUCUUUUGGACUGGUUCAAAAAGUAAAUGUACAUUUAACCCUGGAUUGCUUAGCGUUCACAUUGUCUGCAUUGCUUUCGUAUUUUUCACCAAAGAUUUUUGGGAAGUGGGCAGAGACCUAACUUUUCUUGAGGUCUGAGUCCGCUUGUUUGGUGUGCACCGAGGUUCGAGUAUCAACAUUCAUAAACAUGCCCUAAAUCUUAUUUGAAAGUGAAGUGAGCUUCUGACAGGUAUUCCAGAAAGUAGAGUUAACUCACUCUCAAAUCUUUCUUCUGGUUAACGGUUCCAAUAGCAGAGAGUUCAGUCGACUCUGAGUAUGUUCACGGUGAACACACACAUACAAGUCUUCUCAAUUCGAAAGGCGUGCAACAAAGUACACUGUACUUUUUUUGAAUAAAUAAAUAAAUACCUCCUGUAUUGCCUAACCUUUCAACACAGUCUCACGACCAAUUCGUAUGUAUUUCACGAGGUGCCAUAUUUGUAGAAUUCGUUCAACCGUAGCGACGGGUAGUUUUUGGGGCGAGGUUAGGUGUAGGCCAUUUGUACAAAUUCAUGCAAAAACUUGUAUAAAUUUGUACGUGUGAAGUCGUACCAAUUCGUACGAAUUAACCACCUUGUAAAAUAUGAACGAACUGCCGUGAGAAAUAUAUUAUUUGUUUGAUACUAAAUUAGUAAAUAAAAAAA